UUGCAAAAUAGUGCUCUGCUAUUGAAUGGCGCCCUCGGAAUACGCUUGCGCUGUAGGCAUUACCAACCUGCUUUCCUGCCAAAUACAUGCCCUAGAUGCAGACUCACUGCGCGGCGUCGGAUGCUGUGCAGGUGGGGGAGCAAAACACUCGCGUGAAAACUGAUUAAGAAGAAGGCGAAAUGACAAGGACAGGUCUUGCAGUUGCAAGAAAAGCCUUCGUUAGACCUCGUCGCAGAUAUUCUUAUGUUAUAAGCCACAUCCAUCCUCAAUAUCACACCUUUACUCUCUCCGAGUGAUGCUGCUGCUGCUGUCUAUGCAGCAUCUUGAUCCUGAGCACUGACCCUAACAACCGCAAGGCCCCUAACUCAUCUACCUCGACAUCCCUCUUUACCCUGGUACUGGCACUGCUUCACACACAGAAGAUAGAUGAGCCUGGGAGGUGGUGCUUGAGUGGAGUCCUACUGGGAGAAGUAAUGCUCUGUGUGUAGACCUUCCCUUAUUCCAACCAUGAGUCACCAGGAGGUGCCGCAUGGCCAGGAGUUGAGAGAGGUGGCUGAGGCAGACCUGGAGCGUAGGGGCCCUGAGGGCCAACAGCCCCCCUCAUCCCACCGUAGACGCCAUGACAAUGGAGAUGGCAGCUCCCGCUCCGGUCGCCCCCGCAACCACCACAGCAACCACGGUACGGAGAAUAACCACUACCAGUCCCAACAGCAGGGGGCCCCACGUUACCGCAGGUACGAGGGAUCUAACGGAGGGACGAACCGCACACGUGCCACAAGAAGGCCAGCAGAAGAAGGUGAUACCGAACAGCAACCCGUUCAGCAGCCCAUACCGAGACCUGCAGUGACACGUUACCGCAGACAGGGGGACAACGAGGCCCGAAUCCGGGCGCAGCAACAGAGACAGCGACAGCGGGAGAGGCAGCAGAGAGAUGCAGAGAGAGCCGAACAGCACAGGCUGGAACAACAACAGCAUCUCAUCUCUCCUACACAAGCCAUGCUGCCCACUAGAGAGCCAGAGGAAGCUGAGGAAGACGAGGGAGAUGCCGGCAGCGCUUUGGCCCGAUCCGCCAGCACAGAGAGUGGCUUCCACAACCACACAGACCGUGCAGAGGGGGAUGCAGUCAUGGUCCUGGAAGCAGAGCCUGAAGACGAAAGCACAUAUGGCAUCCCACUUCGCCCGGAAUCGGAGGAGUACACAGAGAGCGCAGAGUCGGAGCAACAGCACGGUGGUCCAGCUUACCGCCAACCCCAAUACCCACCUCAGCCUCCGCCGCUACCUCGAGAGCCCCUGCCCAAUGCUGAGAGGCCCCAUGACGCAGAGACGAUAAACCCCAACUACUCCAAUUAUGUUUACACUCAACCCAUGUAUCGCAGUCCUACCGGAGCAGGAGAGGCCCAUGAAGGUGGAGCAACAGAAGAUGAGCCAUACUCUGAGCCCUACGCUGAAUACACCCUUCAGGAGCACGUUUAUGAGGAAAUCACGGACGCCCCCUCGGCCAAAGCUGAGGGACAGACUCCACAACAGCACAGGGCAGAGUUCAAGCUCUUCGAUCGUGACUUGUACCAGCAACAGGAGGCUGUUGGGUCCAGGCUCCACCACUAUGACGAGCGAUCCGACGGAGAGUCGGACAGUCCCGAAAAAGAAGCAGAGUUUGCCCCGUACCCCCGUGCCGACAGCUGCGAGCAGGAUGAGGACAUUGACCAGAUUGUGGCAGAGGUGAAGGAGAGUCUGAGCUCACAGAGCCUGGAGCGUGUCGCUAUGGGCCUGGACAAGGACGGUAAUACAGAAGAAGAGUGGUCUGAGUCAGAGUCCCAUGGUCAAAUGGACGAAAUCAAACCCCCGGAGCCAAUAAGUGAAAGAGAUGGUGUAGAGCAGCCCCCCAGAAGUCCCUCAGAAGAGCUAGCUCCAGUUGUUAGGAGCAGUCGUGAGAAGAGAGACGCAAUCUCACUGGCUAUUAAGGACAUCAAAGAGGCAAUAGAGGAGGUGAAGACAAGGACAGUCCGCUCGCCCUACACGCCAGACGAGCCCAAAGAACCCAUCUGGGUAAUGAGGCAGGACCUGAGUCCUACAGCAGAAUCUGACCUGCAGCCAUCUCUAGGGGCUGAUUCACCAGGCUCAGACUCCACCUCCCCACAGGGGGCGGAGUCUUCCAGCCAUCACCUGCCAUCACACGAGGGGAGUGACAGCUUUGAGUCUCCGUCCCCAGCCAGUAAAGAGUCAAGGAGAAGUCUUGCUUCAUUCCCGACAUAUGUGGAAGUACCAGGCCCAUGUGACCCAGAGGACCUCAUUGACGGUAUAAUCUUUGCUGCUAACUACCUGGGAUCCACCCAGCUGCUCUCAGACAAGACGCCCUCCAAAAACGUGCGCAUGAUGCAGGCUCAGGAGGCUGUGAGUCGCAUUAAGACGGCCCAGAAAUUAGCCAAAAACAGGAAGAAGGCUCCAGAAGGUGAAGCUCAGCCCAUGACAGAGGUGGACAUCUUCAUCUCCACUCAGAGAAUCAAAGUGCUCAAUGCAGACUCACAGGAGACCAUGAUGGACCACCCUUUAAGGACCAUCUCCUACAUCGCUGAUAUUGGGAACAUCGUGGUGUUGAUGGCCAGAAGGAGAAUGCCUCGCUCCGACUCUCAGGAGAACAUGGAAGCCUCUGAGCCGGCCCAGGACGAGAAGCGCCAAUACAAGAUGAUCUGUCACGUGUUUGAGUCUGAAGAUGCGCAGCUCAUAGCUCAGUCCAUCGGCCAGGCUUUCAGUGUGGCGUACCAAGAGUUUCUGCGUGCCAAUGGCAUCAACCCAGAGGAUCUGAGCCAGAAAGAGUACAGCGACCUCCUUAACACACAGGACAUGUACAACGAUGACCUCAUUCACUUUUCCAAGUCUGAGAACUGCAAAGAUGUUUACAUAGAGAAGCAGAAGGGGGAGAUUAUUGGGGUGGUGAUCGUGGAGUCGGGCUGGGGCUCCAUUCUGCCCACAGUUAUUAUAGCAAACAUGAUGCAUGGCGGCCCGGCUGAGAAGUCCGGCAGGCUGAACAUUGGGGACCAGAUCAUGUCCAUCAGUGGCACCAGCCUGGUGGGGUUACCCCUCUCCACCUGCCAGAGUAUUAUCAAGGGAUUGAAGAACCAAUCAAGAAUAAAGCUUAACAUUGUGAGAUGCCCACCUGUGACCACUGUCCUCAUCAGAAGACCAGACCUGAGAUAUCAGCUGGGAUUUAGUGUGCAGAAUGGCAUUAUUUGCAGUCUGAUGAGAGGAGGGAUAGCAGAGCGCGGUGGGGUGCGUGUCGGCCACCGGAUCAUUGAAAUCAAUAGCCAGAGUGUUGUGGCCACCCCUCAUGAGAAGAUUGUACACAUUCUGUCAAAUGCAGUUGGUGAGAUUCACAUGAAGACUAUGCCGGCUGCCAUGUACCGCUUGUUAACAGCCCAGGAGCAACCAGUUUACAUCUAAAGCUACAACGCUUUCUCAAGCCUCCUGCCCUGUUGUCACCAGAUAUAACCUUAAUCUUGAUGUGAAACUGUCAGCCCUGUGGACUGGUGACUGUGUGACUGAAUCCACUGAAGCUCUGCUCAACAUGGCUCUCCGUGACGCUUCGGUUUCUCUUCACUGCCUCCCCUGAGUUCUUCAUCUCUUCGUUUCUGUUGCUAUGAGUGAGUAUGCUGUGCUGUGUAAUUCCUCUCUCUGUGUGCGCUCAGCUCGCUCCAUGGAAGGAAGCUGAGAGAGUGUGAGAAAUAUUUAAAAAGCCCCAUCACAGUAAGUGGUGUCCUUCAAAAUAGCUAUUAAAACGAUAUACCCGUAUUUACAACACAGCAGUUUGUGGGUGACAAAAAGUACACCUGUGUGAUCGUUAGGUGUACAAAAUGAAAAAGGAGUUUGCCUUAUCAUACUUUUAUGCUGUUAUUUAUUCAAGCUUGGCAACCAUCAAGUGUUUUAGAUUCAACUUUAAUUUUAAGGGCAGCUGUUAGUCUGAGGAAUAUGUUGAAAAAAUGGCAAAAUUCUGAAGAAAAAAAAAAUCAAUCCAUGAUUUGGAAUUUGAGUUGAAUUGGUCAAAGCCCACAGGAUGCUGAAUUGGAAUUGGAAAGACAAGAAAAGUAAUUUACUGAAUUACAAUUUAAAGACAUUCACUAGUUAUUAUUACAUGAAAUAAUAACGUCAUUCAUUUUAACUAAUUAUGUCUAUAUAUUUCCUGACAUGUAGAAUGUAUUUUCUCAAAAGAUUUAGCACAUUAGAACAGCCACCAAAACAGAUUUGAAUUUUUUUCCAUACAAAACCAAAAAAUGUGUUGGGAAUCAACAGUUGAUAGUCUGGGAAAUCAAGUAUUUUUUGUUUUGUUUGUUAUUUUAAUUAU
Molecule: messenger RNA, 4336 nt
Organism: Sinocyclocheilus rhinocerous
Lineage: Eukaryota; Metazoa; Chordata; Actinopteri; Cypriniformes; Cyprinidae
Product: amyloid beta A4 precursor protein-binding family A member 1-like
Exons: 14
Coding region: 508-3438 (976 amino acids)
Biological process (GO): chemical synaptic transmission
Cellular component (GO): plasma membrane; cytoplasm; dendritic spine
Molecular function (GO): amyloid-beta binding; protein binding
Source: RefSeq, a predicted model, not a curated record